CGUGCGCCCGGUGCAGUAGCUAAGUACAAGCAGAGCGCAGCAGACGCAGAUUAAGAGACGCCUUAUUCAAUAAACGCUAUUCAACAUUCUUUUACAAUUACAAGUGCUCAUUGUUUCAUGCUUAUCUUUUAUCACCUGCCCUCACAAGUGCCACACCUAACAUACCCAUUGAUGCGUAAACCACGUGCGAAACGUGGUGCGUAAUACGAUAUUACUCCAAUAAAUUCAAAUGCUAUCGACGCUGAUAAUCGCGGAAUCUAUUUUGAUAAGGAAUGCUAAUCUUAUGCGAUAUGUGAAUUAAGAAAAUAAAACAAUACGUCGCGAUCACGAGAACGCAGUCGUGAGAGUCUGAGGCAAAAGUGCGAUGAACACGAUGAUGCAAAGUGCGAUUUUCCACGGGGUGAUCUUGGCCAUCGUCGCUUUAGGUGUAGAAAAAUGCGGCGCUACUGAUAAUAGAAUUGUGGGUGGACGGCCUGCUGAAGAGGGUGAAUUUCCUUACCAGGUUUCACUUAGAAAAACCUACAAUGAUAAACACUUCUGUGGUGGUUCACUGAUCACAGAAAACCAUGUAUUAACAGCAGCCCACUGUAUGUUUUACCGAUGGGGUGGUGUAUUACCACCAAUUGUGGUUUCUGUAGUAGCAGGUCAAUUAAAUCUCACAAUUAAAGAGGAUACUAUCUUCAGGAACAUCUCACAGAUUGUAGUACAUCCGGAAUUUAAUAAAACAUCGAUGGAAAACGAUGUGGCUAUUCUCAAGUUGUCUUCGAGUUUUCCAAUAACGCAUCUCAUAUCAACUAUUCCAUUAGCAGCAAAUGAUAGCCACCAUCUUGAAUGUGUCGUCAGUGGAUGGGGUGUCCAACAAUUUGAAUCCACUGAAGUUAGUGAAACUCUUCUCACUACUCUAGUGAAUCGCAUAACUAAUGAACGUUGUGAUGAAAUGUACGGUAAUGGUACAAUCAUGCCAAGCAUGUUGUGUGCUCAUGAUGAAGCUGGGGAACAUGAUGCCUGCCAAGGUGAUUCCGGUGGUCCUUUAGUAACUUCCGGUUACCUGAUUGGUGUGAUUUCAACUGGAGAAGGUUGCGCAAGCAAAGAAUAUCCGGGAAUCUAUGCAAGUGUUCCAUAUCUUUACGAUUGGAUCACCGAAACAGUGCGUUUGACCAGUUAUCCGGAAACCACAUCGGAAUCUACUCCCGACUUCACAGAUGAAGAUAUUACGGAACCUUCUAAGCAACCCGAAAUUCCGUCAACGAAAACUCCUGAGGUUUCUAGUCAGUCACCUUCUACAUCUCAUCAUGCAGCAAAUUCUACAACUAAGCACUCGCACAAACAUCAGAUUACGACGGGAAAGAAUCUUGAUGAUAAUUCUACUGUCCCUGUCCAUAAUGAAACCAAGCAUAUUGGGGACCACAGUAGGAAGCCAGAGGAAAUAGAUACUACUGGUGCUGGAGUGAAGAUAAGCGCUACUACUAUGACAAUAUUAUUAGUUCUAAUUCAACUGUAUCUGUGAUAAUUUAAGAAAUGUUCAUUAUAUUAAUUAUCUAGUAAAAAAUAGUGGCAAUGUAGAAUAUUGGGCCAGAGGGUGACCCACUGAACUCAAGUGACUCAAGUGUUCCCACAUGCAGAAUAUCAAUAAUCCUGAUAAGGAAAAAUUACAAUUGAUUACACUCGAGAUAUGGUUAAGCAAACUUAUAGAUAAUUUUUUGUUGAAGAAUUGAAAAGAAAUUAAAUAUUUUGUAAACAGCAUUUUAGUAUCAUCAAAAUAAUCCUAAACUGAUAAUAAAUAAAUCUGACUCCUG
Dalotia coriaria is the source of this 1796-nucleotide messenger RNA. Its product is annotated as trypsin-like. The record is from RefSeq and is a predicted model, not a curated record. Bases 365 to 1507 code for a protein of 380 amino acids. NCBI's taxonomy places the organism in Eukaryota, Metazoa, Arthropoda, Insecta, Coleoptera, Staphylinidae. Gene Ontology annotation, biological process: proteolysis. Gene Ontology annotation, molecular function: serine-type endopeptidase activity. The transcript has 5 exons.